AUGAAACUCACUACAGCUUCUGAAGGUACGUGUGGUGAGGAGGAGUUAUAUCAUGAUGUUUCCCAAUAUCAAAGGUUGAUUGGGAAGAUACUAUACUUGACAAUAACUAGACCUGAUAUUGCCUACACAGUGCAAACUUUGAAUCAGUUUCUACAAAGGCCAAAGGUUCAACACUGGCAGGCUGCUCUCAGAGUUCUUAGAUACCAUAAAAAUCAACCAGGCUUGGGGUUAUUGAUGUCUUCACAGAAGAAUAUGAAGUUGACUGGUUUUUGUGAUUCAGAUUGGGUAGCAUGCCCAAACACAAGGAGAUCAGUUACUGGAUACUUGUUAAAAUUGGGAGACUAUCUUAUCUCUUGGAAGUCCAAGAAACAACCUACAGUUUCAAGGAGCUCUGCAGAAGCAGAAUAUAAGAGCCUAGCUUGUCUAACAGCUGAAAUUGUGUGGGUGACAAACUUGUUUAAAGAGUUGGGCAUCAAUGUUAAAGAACCAGUAGCUGUAUUUUGUGAUAAUAAAGCAGCCAUUCAGAUUGUUGAAAUCGAUUGUCACUUUAUUCGCGAAAAGAUUCAACAAGGGUUGAUUAGCACUAUCUACAUUCCUACAGGAGACCAACAGGCAGACAUACUGACAAAGGCUUUGGGGAAGUUGCAACAUGAUUUUUUACUAUCCAAACUAGGUGUUUUGAAUGUCUUCACCACACCUAGCUUGAGGAGGAGUAUUGAAGAUAAUGUGGACAGAGGCGUGACUUAA
This is a messenger RNA of Solanum verrucosum, 747 nucleotides long. Its product is annotated as secreted RxLR effector protein 161-like. The record is from RefSeq and is a predicted model, not a curated record. NCBI's taxonomy places the organism in Eukaryota, Viridiplantae, Streptophyta, Magnoliopsida, Solanales, Solanaceae. The transcript has a single exon. The coding region runs from base 1 to 747 and encodes 248 amino acids.